Messenger RNA from Xylaria bambusicola, 1660 nucleotides. RefSeq names its product MATE efflux family protein. Gene Ontology annotation, biological process: xenobiotic detoxification by transmembrane export across the plasma membrane. NCBI's taxonomy places the organism in Eukaryota, Fungi, Ascomycota, Sordariomycetes, Xylariales, Xylariaceae. The transcript has a single exon. The coding region runs from base 173 to 1660 and encodes 495 amino acids. Gene Ontology annotation, molecular function: antiporter activity; xenobiotic transmembrane transporter activity. Gene Ontology annotation, cellular component: membrane. The record is from RefSeq and is a predicted model, not a curated record.
AGGCUUAUAAUACUAUUCAUCAUCACCAAGCAGGAGACUGCCCGAGUCCCCCCAACAUCCGAGCAAGCUGACCACACGGAGCAUAUCUUCAUCGAUAUUCAAUAACAGCCUCUACGCUUCUCUCCGUGUGAGUCGGCAAGACGAUACGAAUCCCACCCGUCUUAGUCACAUCAUGCACACCCCUCAGCCGCCGUGUGAGGCACGAGAGGAAGGACACAUUUGUCCUCCUACAGAAUAUACACCGCUCCUCGCCGAGUCAUCGAAACCUACCUCGGAAUUGCAUAAGGAAGAUCAGAAUGCUCACUACGACUGGGUAGCAGAGCUCCGGUUGCUGGCACAAUACUCGCUUCCCCUGAUAGCUACAUACUUGUUGCAGUACACAUGGUCCAUCAUAACCACGUUCGUCGCUGGUCAUCUCGGCCCCGAUGAUCUGGCCGCGGCGAGUAUGGGAAUGACAACAAUGGCCAUUGCCGGAUUUGCAAUUUUCGAGGGCAUGGCUACGGCCUUGGACACACUCUGCUCUCAGGCUUACGGCUCGAACAACUUGACAGGGGUUGGUGUGCAUGUUCAACGUAUGUUGGUUCUGAUGGCCGUGGUGUCUAUUCCCUUGGCUACCAUCUGGGCCGCAUCGCCUAGUAUCCUGUCGCUCUUCGUGGACCAAGAGCAUGUGAUCGCUAAGACGGGUGCUUUUCUACGGGUUAGCAUCCUGGGGAUGCCUGGGUAUGCGUCGUUCGAGGCAUUGAAGCGUUUCCUACAAGCCCAGGGGAAUUUCUCGAUUGCCAUGGUCAUCCUCCUCAUCUGCACUCCAGUCAAUGCCUUCACCAGCUGGUUCUUCGCCUUCCAGCUUGGCAUGGGACUCAAUGGUGCUGCUCUGGGCAUCGCAUUGACCAACACCCUCCGUCCCCUCCUGCUUAUUCUCUACUGCUUGACGCCGUUUGGGCGGUGGUCCCAUAAGUGCUGGGGCGGCUUCUCACGAACCGUCUGGACUAACUGGAAGCCAAUUGUCAAGCUAUCCUUCGCCGGCUCUGCCGUCAAUCUGGCCGAAUGGGGAUCUUUCCAGAUCGUUGGAUUCAGCACUUCGCGUCUGGGCACCAACCACCUGGCAGCACAGUCGGUUCUGGUCACUGUCUCCAUGGUGACAUGGCAUAUUCCCUUUUCCAUGAGCGUGGGCAUCAGCACUCGUGUCGGCCACUUGAUUGGGGCUGGCCUUGUGAGCACUGCUCGACGUGCUGCCACCCUGUACUGUAUUGUAUUUACCGUGGUCGGCUGCAUCAACUGCUUCGCGCUAUAUUUCCUACAACACUCUAUCCUAAGCUUCUUCCUGGAAGAGAACAACACUCGCGUCGUCUAUGAACUUGCCGCUUCCACCAUGGUUGUGGUCAGUUUGUACCAGAUUAUCGAUGCCUUUAUAUGCUGGACUAAUGGAAUCCUUCGUGGUCUUGGGCGACAGUCCGUAGCCGCAUGUGUUGUCAUCGCCGUCAACUACUGCGCUGCUGUGCCGCUUGCAUUGUGGCUGGAGCUGGGACCCCCUGGGUUUGCUCUUAAUGGAGCUUGGCUGGGUAUCGCGAGCGGCAUGGUCAUUAUCGCCAUUAUCGAAUGUUUCUACAUCAAGUUGCUCGACUGGGACAGGUGCGUGGGACGUGUGCGAAAGACGUUGUGA